Leptinotarsa decemlineata (Colorado potato beetle) is the source of this 3501-nucleotide messenger RNA. RefSeq names its product Ran-binding protein 16 (gene Ranbp16). Gene Ontology annotation, biological process: protein export from nucleus. Gene Ontology annotation, cellular component: nuclear pore; cytoplasm. Gene Ontology annotation, molecular function: small GTPase binding; nuclear export signal receptor activity. The record is from RefSeq and is a predicted model, not a curated record. NCBI's taxonomy places the organism in Eukaryota, Metazoa, Arthropoda, Insecta, Coleoptera, Chrysomelidae.
AAGAAACUGGUGUGUUUUUGAGUAAAUUUGAGUGGAAGUGAGUGCUGUGUUGUGCGAGUGAGGUGAUAGACAAAUAUCCGGCUUCCCUAGUCCUUGCAGCCGUUCUGCUUUUUGUAAACAUAAAAUUCACUGAAAACAAAUGAACCCAGCUGAAAAUGGCUGAUGAGCAGGAGAUAAGACAAAUAGAACUUUUAUGCAAACAGUUAUAUGAAUCUCAAGAUACUGCUGCCAGAGCAGAAGCAGAGAAAGCGUUAGUGGUCUUUCAAGAUGGCCCUGAUGCCCUUACCAACUGUCAAGUUCUACUCGAUAGAGGAGAUUCUUGCUAUGCACAGUUAUUGGCAGCCACCACUCUCACCAAAUUGGUGUCUCGUAGUGCCCAAGCGUUAAGUCUGCAGCAGAGAGUAGAUAUACGUAAUUAUAUCUUGAAUUAUUUGGCAACUAGACCUAAAUUGCCAAAUUUUGUACUACAAGCCUUAGUCACGUUGUUUGCAAGAAUUACAAAGCUAGGCUGGUUUGAUAGCCAUAAAGACGAGUUUGUGUUCAGGAAUGUUGUGGCUGAUACUGGAAAAUUCUUACAAGGUUCUGUAGAACAUUGUAUGAUAGGAGUCCAGCUGCUUUCUCAAUUAACUUGUGAAAUGAACCAAAUAUCAGAAGUAGAUGCCAAUAGAGCUCUCGCUAAGCACCGUAAAAUUGCCUCCUCUUUCAGAGAUACUCAGCUAUUCGAAAUUUUUCGCCUUUCAUGCACCCUUCUUGGAAAUGCCAGAGAAAAUUGCAAAAACUUGAAUUUCAAUGAUGAAAGCCAGCACGGAUUGAUGACCCAACUUCUACGUUUGGCCCAGAAUUGCCUUACUUUUGAUUUUAUUGGAACUUCCCAAGACGAAUCCUCUGAUGAUUUAUGCACAGUUCAGAUACCCACGAGUUGGCGACCAGCGUUUUUAGACUUCACCACACUCAAGCUGUUUUUUGAUAUGUUCCAUUCGCUACCCAAUACUCUGUCCUCGCUGGCCUUGUCCUGCUUGGUGCAAAUUGCUUCUGUGAGGCGUUCAUUAUUCAGUAAUACAGAGAGAGCAAAAUUUUUGGCCCAUUUGGUGAACGGCGUUAAACAUAUACUCCAAAAUCCGCAAGGCUUGAGUGAUUCUGCGAAUUAUCAUGAAUUUUGCAGACUUCUGGCACGGCUCAAAUCUAAUUAUCAACUGGGAGAGUUGGUUAUGGUUGAAAAUUACCCUGAAGCAAUACAGCUGAUUGCAAAAUUCACUGUUCAGAGUUUGCGGUUGUGGCAGUUCGCUCCAAACAGCGUUCACUACCUUCUCAGCCUUUGGCAGAGAAUGGUAGCCUCCGUACCGUAUGUGAAAGCAAGCGAACCUCACUUGCUGGAAACGUACACUCCUGAAGUAACCAACGCUUACAUAACCUCUCGCCUGGAAUCCGUUCCAGUUGUAGUGAGAGAAGGUCUAGAAGAUCCAUUGGACGAUUUGGGCAUGGUUCAGCAGCAGCUGGAGCAAUUAUCUGUGAUAGGCAGAUGCGAGUACCCGAAAACGUGCGUGCUCCUCGUGCAGCUAUUUGAUCAAGCUGUGCGAAGAUAUUCGGAGCUUCUUGCCAGUCCCAGUCAGCAAAUGGAGAUCACUAUACAGGAAGGUCAGUUGACGUGGCUCGUCUACAUAAUAGGUUCGGCAAUAGGAGGAAGGGUGUCUUUUAACAGUAACGAAGAGCAUGAUACGAUGGACGGAGAGUUGGUGUGUCGAGUGUUACAAUUAAUGAAUCUUACAGAUUCAAGACUAGUACAAAGUGGCUGUGAAAAACUCGAACUGGCUAUGCUCAGUUUCUUUGAACAAUUUCGAAAAAUUUACGUAGGCGAUCAGGUUCAGAAAAACUCUAAAGUCUACAGGCGAUUAUCCGAGGCUUUGGGCCUCAAUGAUGAAGCUACGGUGCUCAGUGUCUUUGUUAGGAAAAUUAUAACUAACCUCAAAUAUUGGGGUAGCAGCGAACAAAUCAUAAGCAAGACUUUACAGUUGAUGAAUGAUUUAUCAGUUGGGUAUAGCUGCGUUAGGAAACUGGUUAAACUCGAUGAGGUGCAGUUUAUGCUGAACAAUCAUACCAGCGAACAUUUUCCGUUUCUAGGAAACUCCGUUGCCAUCACAGAGAUGAGGUGUCGUUCAAUGUUCUAUACCUCACUCGGAAGGUUAUUGAUGGUGGAUUUAGGAGAGGACGAGGACCGGUUUCAUAAUUUUAUGCUACCGCUGACAGCAUCUUUUGAAAGUAUAGGAACGCUACUAGCAUCUUCCGAUACACCCGUAUUCGCUUCAGACGAGGCAAAGAAAGCGCUGAUAGGAUUAGCGAGGGAUUUGAGGGGCUUGGCCUUCUCUUUCAAUACAAAAACUUCGUACAUGAUGCUUUUUGAUUGGAUAUACCCGAAUUAUACUCCUAUAUUGCUUCAGGCUAUAGAACUGUGGUAUCACGAUCCUCAGGUGACGACGCCUGUUUUAAAAUUGUUUGCUGAAUUAGUACAAAAUAGAUCACAAAGGCUGCAGUUUGAUGUUUCGUCUCCAAAUGGUAUAUUAUUAUUUAGAGAGGCUAGUAAAAUUAUUUGUAGAAGUAGGAUAUUAAAUGUAGAAGUACCAAAAGAGCAAACAUAUCCCCUUAAGCUGAAGGGCAUUUCGAUAUGUUUUUCCAUGCUCAAAGCUGCCCUGUGCGGAAGCUAUGUGAAUUUUGGAGUUUUUAGACUAUACGGCGAUGAAGCUUUAGACAAUGCCUUGAAUAUUUUCGUAAAAUUAUUGUUGUCCACUCCCCAGUCAGAUCUAUUGGAUUAUCCCAAAGUAUCUCAGACGUACUACGUUUUGCUGGAGUGUCUAGCUCAGGAUCAUAUGACGUUCUUGGCGAAUUUAGAGCCACAAGUAUUCCUUUAUGUCCUGUCAUCGAUAUCAGGAGGACUAACGGCCUUAGGUGGGCAGCUAAAUAAUUUUACAGAUACGAUGGUGUGUACGGGGUGUUGUGCCACUUUGGAUCAUAUAGUGUCUUAUUUGUUCAAACAACUGACACAAAAAGUAUUGAUAUACUCAUUUAUUUUCGUUUGCAGGUUCACUCAAAACUUGUCAAUGUUCAGGAGGGACAUAAACGAUUCUCUGAAAGGGCCCAAUGUAAAUAAUUCGUCUCCUAGUGAUAUGAUGACUUCAUAGUGAUUUAAUAAUAGCUCUGAAUACGUGAGGUUAUGUGCUGGUGUAUGUUCUGUGACAUAUUGUUAUUUAGGUACACUUUGCAUUUAUUUCUUUGAAAAAAUGUGUAUUAGCGAAAAGUGUGUACUGUUUUGUUGACUAUUGGCAUGUGUUGCAGAUACUUGGGCGACUGAUUUUUUUAUAAGUUAUUGAGACAUGAGAGUAUAAAUAAAUGCAUUGAUUAUCUAUGUACAGUGUUUCGAAGUGCUGGUCAAUUAUGAAUCAGUCGAGCUGACUUAUAUAAAAGAGAAAUGAUAAUGAAGUAUUUGAAUGAAAUAAAUGAUUUAGUAAA